Molecule: messenger RNA, 1971 nt
Organism: Ectocarpus siliculosus
Lineage: Eukaryota; Phaeophyceae; Ectocarpales; Ectocarpaceae
Source: the annotation of a GenBank genome assembly
AUGGAUGCUGCUGCAGCCCACGACCGCAGUAGCCACGGUGGUAACGGCGGCGAUGGCGGCAACAGCCGGUUCGACGCGCCUGGGCAACGGCCCGCCGGCAUGCGUCGGGCCCACGCGGAAGCUUUUCAAAGCAGAAACCCACCAGGUUGGCCUUCUGGGGGACGUGGAGCGUUGUUUGCCGGGGAGCGACAGCGUGAAACUGGCGAACGUCCCGAUGGUGACCAAGUCAACAGCUCGCUGCGUGACGAAGUGAUGGCCUCGCAGAUGCACCGGGGUCGUAGGUCACUCUCAGACUUCUUGAGGGAGGUCGAAGAGAUGGUUCGGAGGCAAAGGGUGGAGAGCAGAGAUCCGGACCAGUUUCCUCCAAGGCCGCAGACCGCACCGCAGUCACCCACGGGCGCUCAUUCGCAUCCCGUGGCGGCGACAGCAAGAGGAAUGGCUGCAAUUCCCCCUCAAGGCUACCCCACGAGCGGUAGCUACGACGGCAGGAGCGCCACCAGCGGCCCUCACAUUGGCGGGACCGCCCGUUACGUGCCUCCAGGAAGGCGACAAAUGCUUCGCGCCGCCGCUGAUGCCCACUUACCCUACCAACCUCCCGUCGGUACCAACGCAGCCGCAAGGCUAGCAACAAGCCCGUUCCAUCACGCUACAGUGUUUGAACUUCCUGGGGGGAAUACUGCGCCGCCCAGUGGAAUCGCCGGCCGGACUCGGACCUUGCCCAACCCUACCUACACGCCCCGACCUUUCUCGAUGCCUGCUGGCUAUGAAGCCCCGACACUCCCCACGUCUGCCGUUGCUGCUGCCGCCGCCACCGCGGCACAACGGGCGGCAACCAACACGGCAGUGGCGGCGCAAGGUGAACGGCCGCCGGUACCCGUUCCGUUGUCCUCGUCUAGCAGGCUGAGCGCAGUAGCCACAGCGUUUUCCAUGUCCCCGGGAGGCUACGGUGCCCCCGAUCAGAACCACCACGAAGCGACGGCCGCAGCGGAAGGUGGCAUCUCCGGUUUGACCGGAACGGAAGAAGAGCUAGCAAGACAGGAGAGGUGGUCCCAGGAGUGGACCAUGGCCGUCCAGCAGCAUGCGCUGCGCGGAUUGUCGGUCGGAGACGGUGCCGGAGCCCACGCACAACAGCAGCACGGAGACUCCCCCGCCGUUUUCGCUGGUCACCGCCAACCCGGCGGAGUCGUCCCUAUCGGCAUCCCGGACGGGUCAUCCGGGCUCAUCCCGCAAGAAAGGUUUACCCAGGCCCAGCGGGAGAUUUAUCAUGACGGGCCCCUUCAGCAGGGUCGUCACGGGCCUUUUCUGCAGAUGAUUCCGCUGUCUCGCAUGACAGCGCUCCCACCGGAGGCAGGAACGGCAGACGGCGGAGGAACAGCGCCCCCGGCGAUGGAUGGAAGCUACGACGACCGAGUGGGGGAGGCUAUCGAACAAGACCAAGACUCUGCCCAGGGCCACCUGGCGGUGUUGCCGGCGUUCAGGCAUUGGGAGUCCCAGAGGGCUCGACUGCGGAUCCAGUGGCACGAGCCUGCCAAUGCCCCCGAGCUCGUCCCGAUGGAGAGCCCGGGGUCGGAUGGGACGUUGGUCGUGACGGAACACCUACCGUCCAAUGGGCCAUCACCCCGCGGGUUCGAUAGGAACGGCGCUCGUCAGGAGAACGCCGAUUUCCGCAGCGGCGGCGGCGGCGGCGGCGGCGAUGACGUCAGCAAGGUGGAAGAAGCAUUGUUUUCUUGCCUCAUGAGCCUGGACAUACGCCGGCUUUUGAUGGAACGGGGGAAGGGAGUCAUCCCCAGGGCCGGGAACCACCGAAGGUACAUGGGUUCACACUCCAGUAGAGCAGAGCUGUGGACGACCGCACGCCUCCACAGUCCGGCGUGGCUAGAGAGAUGCCGCGACAUCCAGUCCGAGCCCUCACACCCUAACCCACACUCUCGUGAUGGGCUCCGCCAAGUACCUCACGGCUCGAGACGGUAG